This is a messenger RNA of Phytophthora nicotianae INRA-310, 855 nucleotides long. RefSeq lists its product as hypothetical. Lineage: Eukaryota; Oomycota; Peronosporomycetes; Peronosporales; Peronosporaceae. The record is from RefSeq and is a predicted model, not a curated record. The coding region runs from base 1 to 855 and encodes 284 amino acids. The transcript has 3 exons.
AUGGGUCCGCCGCCGAAUGGUGUGUAUGACACGCCGAAGAACCUGCGGUUCAACACGUUGCGGACGUUCCAAACAAACGUGAAGAGCGCGCUCAGCAAUGUGAAGAAUGGGAACAUCAAGAAGUUCAAGAUUGACUUCUCGAGCAAGAAAAAGUCUCCCUCCUUCACAAUCAGCCAAGAUGGAGAGCAAGCUAAGAUCCGAGAAGAGAAGUCGGUGUUCUACCUGUCGAUCACGAACCUGAAGGACAUUCGAGUGAAGAUGAACGCGCACGUCGAGAUCUCAAGUGAGAUCGAUAUCCUGAACAUCAACGGGUUUUGGUACGUUGCCAUUCCAGAGUACGUGGAGCCGACGGGUAAUGUGCUAGAAUUUGGACGAGGUACCAAGGCCUACUUGGACGCGAUUCGGAAACGUCGGGAUAACGCGCAGAGCGUGAUGUCCAAGUUCAAGAACAAGAAGAAGAGCAAACGAUGGCAGUAUAGAGCGUAUGUGAGAGCCAAGCGUACGUUCCUCAGCUCCACGGCCAAGCUCAAGAACUGUGUGAAGGAGCUUCAUUUGCAGACGUGCUCGUACCUGGUCAAGCACUACGACGUGAUCCUACUCCCGAUCUUCCAAUCCAAGGACAUGUUCCUCCAGCUCCUUCAAGCCAAGUGUGAGGUCGUGGGCAAGACUGUCGUCGUCUGCUCUGAGAUGUACACGAGUCGGACGUGCACUCGUUGCGAACGCCUCCAUCUGAAACUCGGAAGUAACGACGUGUUCACGUGUCCGCACUGCUCCUAUACGGCCGGCCGGGACGAGCACGCGGCAUUCAACAUCCUCCGCUACGUCUGCGCGGGAUCUCUGCAAACCUAUGCAUGA